Molecule: messenger RNA, 2359 nt
Organism: Micromonas commoda
Lineage: Eukaryota; Viridiplantae; Chlorophyta; Mamiellophyceae; Mamiellales; Mamiellaceae
Product: amino Acid/Auxin permease family
Exons: 1
Coding region: 1-2235 (744 amino acids)
Biological process (GO): amino acid transmembrane transport
Molecular function (GO): amino acid transmembrane transporter activity
Source: RefSeq, a predicted model, not a curated record
AUGACGUCGUCGGAGACGCCGCGUCGCGCGAGCGUGCUCUCCACGGCGUUUAACCUCAUCAACUGCGCCAUCGGCGCCGGGGUCCUCGGCGUUCCCUUCGCCGUGCGAUCCAUGGGAGCCGUCCUCGGGGCGCUCUCGCUGUGCCUCGUCAUGGCGAUCAGCGUGCUCACCCUCAACGUGCUGACGAGGGCGGCGAGGGCGUACGGCGCGAGCUCGUACCAGGAGCUGGUGAGAAAGAGCAUGGGGUGGUUCGCCGCGCACGUGGUGUCCCUGACGCUCAUCGCGUACGUGUUCGGGAGCUGCGUCGCCUACACGAUCGUGUGCGCGGACUCGUUCGGGGAGUUCAACGCGCGAGCCUUUGGAUCCGGCUCGUUCGCCGCGAACAGGUCCGUCAUCGUGCUGUUCACGUCCACGUGCGUCAUGCUGCCGCUGAGCCUGCUGCGGAGCAUGGAACGGAUGGCGUUCGCGUCGUCGUUCAGCGUGCUGGCGCUGCUGUACACCGCCGUCGUCGUCGUAGCCAAGGGCAUCGACGCCGUUAAAGCGCUCUUUUUCGACGUCUUUUUACACAUCGCGACGAUGACGCGUCACCGGUCUGGCGGCGGCGGAGGCCCGGACACGAACGACUUUUUGGCUAAAUCCACCCCGUCGUCAAACAGCUCCGUCGGGUCCACCCCCCACGUUCGGGCGUGGGUGUUGGACAAAGGGACGAUCCUCGCGCUACCCGUCCUCGUCUUCGCGUUUCAAUGCCACGUCCAGGUGGUUUCGAUCUUCGCCGAGUUGAGGGACCCGAGUCGAGCGACGCGGAAGCCGUCGUCGUCGUCGUCCGUUCAGGCGGCGGCGCCGGGAAUCGAACCCGCGACAUCGGCGGCGCCGCACGAGUCCGAAGCGGCGUCGGUGAUGAACGGACCCCGGUGGGGCAAAGACUUUCCUUCUGGGGGGAACGACGAGGUUAGCGAGACUUACGAGUCCGAGGAUGAGGACGAGGGUGACGUUUUCGUGGACGCGACGUCGCAGUCGGCGUCGGGGCUGAGCAGCCUCGCGUCGUCGCGCGGGGGCUCCCCGGCUCCCCUCGGGACGACCUGGGGUGCCGAGGGUGGUGCCGAGGGUGCCGACGCGGGGACGCACGCGCGGCGCCGGUCCUCCGGAGCGUCGGGGUCGACGCUCUCGAUGAUCUUGUCGCCGUCGCCCGCGCGUCGACCGAACCGCAGGCGCAGACUCUUCUCCGGGGGUGCCGAGGGUGCCGAGGGUGCCGACGUUACCCGCGCCGCGAACGACGGGGCUCGAACCCGCGAAGGCGAAGCCGAGCGCGCCGAGCUCGACCGCGUCGUCACCAUGGAGCGCGUCUCGUUCUGGUCCAUGUUGGCGUGCCUGACGGGGUACCUCGCGGUUGGCGUUUUCGCGUACGCGGAGCACCCGGAUGUGCCCUCGAACCUUCUGGACGCCUACCCGGCGGACGACCUACCGAUGCUCGCCGCGAGUUUAUUCAUGGGGUUGAGCUGCGUCGCGAGCUACCCGAUCAACCACUUCGCGUCUCGCGCGGCUCUCGACGAUCUCUACGUCGCGGGGGUUUGUGCUUGGAAAAGAUGUUUCGCGAAAACGGCCGGUGACGACGAUUCGGGCGUUACUUUGGGCCCGACGCCGGCGCCGCCCGGUCAGGCGCCGGUCGGGAGGCACUGCACGCAGACGGUCGCGUUCGUCGCGUCCACCACGGCGCUCGCGCUCGCCGUGGACGACCUCGGAGUGGUGUUUCAGGUGAUCGGCGCCACCGCCGGCGCCGUCGUGAUUUUCAUCUUGCCCGGGAUCCUCCUUCUCCUUCCCGGGUAUCACGGCGCCGGGUGUGGGGGUGCCGUCGGGGGUGCCGUCUGGGGUGCCGUCGGCGAGCCGGACGAGGAGUCGGGAGACGUCGGGUUAGAACGAACCCGGGAGGACGGUGGAACGCACGCGAGGGCCGCGAGCAGGCACUGGACCGAGAUGGGCGACUCGAUCGGAGGGUACGACGAGCUCACCUUCUCCGGACACCUUCUCGACGCGCCUCUUCUGAAUGCGGGGGACGGACCGGGACCGAACGGCGGCGUGGAAGGCACCCGGGGUGGGGCGGCGAGCCGGACGGUGCCCAGAGGGGCGGCGGCGUUGGGCGCGGCGCUGGUGUGCACGGGCGCGCUCAUCGCGGCAACGAGCGUUCACCUGAUUUUCUUCGCCGACGACGUCGGCGCGCCUGGCUCGGGGUUCGUUUAAACCCUUAGCUCGGGGGUUAAGAACACGUGGGCCGCGCGUGGCGAUGGCGUCAUGGAACUACUUCCGCGCGCGUCCGUGCGUCGUACACUUACUGUUACUGUUACAUACAGGGUCGUAUUAUCGU